Haemonchus placei is the source of this 366-nucleotide messenger RNA. The record is from the annotation of a GenBank genome assembly. Lineage: Eukaryota; Metazoa; Nematoda; Chromadorea; Rhabditida; Trichostrongylidae.
AUGGGUUUAUGGUAUGCGUUACGGAGUGAUCGCGUUCGAAGUAUGAAACCAUUGAUGGAAGAUCUGGCAAAGGCGAUGGGUGAUUCAACGGCGCUCCCGCUAGGUAUUCGCCAUAUAUUCAGCUUAGAUGGACAGGUCCGCAUCACUGAUAUCGACCAGUUCGAAGACGGAGAGUCGUACGUCUGCUCCAGUACGGAAGCAUUCAAAUCGGUGGAUUAUACGAAUGCGCGGGAACCUUUUUGGUGUUUUGCGCUUUCGAGAACAAAUCGACCAAACGAUGCUGCCAUGCUAGGCCUGUGUGGAACAGAUCAUGUCGCUGUGAGUUUUUCACCCAUACCAAUUACUCACUUCAUAGUGGCAGAGUGA